Molecule: messenger RNA, 7476 nt
Organism: Pseudozyma hubeiensis SY62
Lineage: Eukaryota; Fungi; Basidiomycota; Ustilaginomycetes; Ustilaginales; Ustilaginaceae
Product: sensor histidine kinase/response regulator
Exons: 2
Coding region: 1-7476 (2491 amino acids)
Biological process (GO): protein autophosphorylation; phosphorelay signal transduction system
Molecular function (GO): phosphorelay sensor kinase activity; histidine phosphotransfer kinase activity
Source: RefSeq, a predicted model, not a curated record
AUGGAAGUCCCAGUCGCGUCAGCUUUGCUACCCUCGAAAGGUUUGUCGCUGGCUCUGGCUUUUGAGUCUCCCGUCUUGAUAGGCUCUCGUGGCGGCGCGACUGUGUGUGUCUACGCAGUUCUGCAACGCCCUUCCACCAACUACGAGCUGCCAUUCCUCCACCUGGGAGACGCGCGCGCUCUCGCCCCUGAUGCACAGCACACUCCGAAAUUAGAAAGACGACCCUACAGCCAAGAUGCAAGCGUAGCACACAGUGACGUCCUGCGUCAACGCAGCGCAGCACCGCACCAACGAGAGCAGCUUGAAGGCCGUCCGGAGCGUCGGCCAAGCCUGUGCUGCAGUUUGCCAUACCGUUCUUCCUCGUCGUUUCCAACUCAUACUCCCUUUCCACAACGACACCUUCUUCUGCCUCUUGUCGACCCUCGCCAGCAUCGUCCUUUCUCUUCAAUCCGUCCGUCGUGUCAGCAUCGAAUCGUCAAGGGCUCCUUCAUAUCUUUGUCCAGCUUCUCUCAGAUUUUGCAGCCCGUUCAAAGCCAUCGCGUCUUCGACAUACUAUCAGGUCUAUCGGCGUUCGUUCCUAUCCGUUGGCAGCAUUCGGACAGCACUACUCCCAAACUCCGACCAUCAGGAACCGCCUGCACGAUAGUCAACCGCCUCGACUGCCUUCACGAUCCUCUCAACCCAGCCCUGCAAGCUGCCGCCCGCAUCGAACCGCUAGCUGCCGAGCCUCUGCACACGCCUUUGGCUGCGCAGUCUCGAACGGCUUGGGCAGCUUUUCCGAUCAUGGAGCUUCCCACGUCUGCGUCGAGCUCUUCAUCGGCUAAGCCGACGCUUUCGGCAGGGCCGCAAUCCGACGCGACGACACACGUUUCGUCCGGAUCCUCCUCGUCGCCUUCACCACACACUUCGUCGGCCGAGUCUGUGCCCGCGCGCAACAGUCAUACAACGCCGCCUUCCUCCGCCUCGCCCAAGCUCAAGUCGGCCAAGAUACGCAUCCCCGCCUCGGAUAUCGACGACAGCAGCAGCGUAGGCUCCAACGAUGCUCUCGUCGCCGCCAAGGUUCACAUCAAAAGCGCCAUCUCGUCCCCUCGCUCAUCCGUAUCCUCGUCCGGUGCGGUCCGACGCGGCGGAUGGAGGGGCUUGGGCGCAGCCUCUUCUGCUUCGGCGUCACGCAGCUUCACACACAGCCACCGCGGCGAGACCUACGCCUCGUCCAGCUCCUCCGAACACGGCGCAGAUGAGGCCUUGGCAGCCACGUCUAGCUCAAGCACGCACGUCCGUGCUUCCAGCAUUCUCUCGGCGCCGAGCCCUCCCCAUCCAGGCUCGCCUGUCCAAGGUGGUGGAGAGCUCGAACAAAGUUAUCGAGACAAUCCCCAGGAGCUAUCCGUCGCCGAUCACCCUGCUUGGCACAAGAUGCGCGACCAGCCCGGCGUAGCUGCGCCCGGGACGCUCAGCUUCCUGCCAGCCGUAUCAAACGUGCACUCGCUCGGUUCAGAUCAAGGUACUCGAGACGACCUGUCAGAGACGCACGAUGCUUCCGAUCAACAUCCUCAUCCGCAUCCCCCUUCUUUCUUGCAUCCCUUCCAAGAUACAAUGUCGGCUGCCCCAGCGGACAACACCGUUCCCUGUCGAAGCGCCGCGUCCUCGAUGUACGCAUCUUCCGAGCACAAUAGCGCACCGGCAUUCGCCGACGGUGAGCAGACACCGCUGCAAGCCACUGAGCCCGGCGUUUACGACUGGGCCAACUUUGUGUACGCUUACGCGCGAGGACGCUGGAAUCCCGGUCUCAUCCCGCAACCUCCCGGCCAGUCGACGGCAUUUCCGGGCGCACAGACCCACAUCACGUCGACCGGCAAGCCAACCCCCGACGCUCGGCCCACAGCAGCUGGUGUGCUCAGCGACCGCAGACCAUCGAUCGAAUAUGUCAUGCCAACCGCAGUGGCGCAAGGUGCCAAACCUGAGUCCGUGCCAGUCGCGCCCGAGCAGACGCUUCAAAGCCUCCCGUUGAGCAAACGAGGCAGCGCCGACUCGAAGUCCGUCGCUUCCCUACCUCUCGAGACAGCGGCAGACUUGUCCAUGGCGAAAGGCACUCUCAACGAGAAGACGUCGCUGCCUUCGCUCCAGUACGUUACAUCGCCGAACGAUAAAGAGCGUAGCAAGCUCCAACAAAGCGUGCCUGGCUCGUCUGCGACCGAGGGCGUGCGCUCGAGCAACACCGUCGGCAACGUCGUUGACGCCAACGUCCUCGUAGCCCUGCGCGAACCUUCGGCGAGCAUGUCAUCCGUGUCCCGGAAGUCCACAGGCGCUGUCAAGGCCACGGCACUUCGCACGGAUGACUCUGGCCGCAGCGCACUGGAAAGUUCGGACGACACACAGCCUCUUCAACGGGCCAAAACGGCACCCGAAGGCAUUCCCACCAGCGGUACUCAUGGCCAACUCCCUUCGCAACCGGAGCACGCAGGUCUGGCGCCCGAUCUGCCUUUCGCCACGCGUCCAACAGCGGCCGAACGUCGUCAAAAGUCGGACACCGCGCUCGAUGAGGCGCCAGAUAAGGCGACCUCCGCCACAACAAUCUUGGAGGACGAACCUAGCAAGCCUGUGGUGCGCACUCCGACCAGUGAGCUCCCCGAUCCGCUUCAAGAGGCAACUCCCAGGAAAGGGACUAUCCCCGUCGUCGAAGAGGCGGUCUCGCCAAUGACGAAAUCGAAUAUUGAGGAUGCUGCCGCGAAACCAUCGAUCAAGUCCCGAUUAAAACUCGCAGACGGCACAGGCAAAGAUCCAACGAGCACACCAGCCGAGGCACCGUCCUUGCUAGAUCAGAACGAGGCUCCGAAUCCCGAUCCGCUCGAAAGGCCGGGACCUACGCCGAUCCAGUCCACCCACGGUGUUCCCAAACAGCCCGUAGUGUGGCAAUCAGCGCCCGAGGGAUUGUCCAGCUUCGCUGAGGCAAUGUCGCGUCAGGCAUCCGGCGCGGCUGCCGCGGACACAAAGUCGCCCCUCGCAAACGAGAUCACCAUUGAUAACGUCACCGUUGCAGGUCUUCGUCGCGCUGCCCGUAGGACGAGCAUGGAGAGAUCGGUAGCUGACGUGGAUCGUUAUCGCAUUGAUGGCGGUCGUAAUUCGAAGGGUUCUCUUGUCUCGCACAGCGCGAGCUUCCCUGGUAGCUCGCCACGGCCGUCCAUGUCGGCUGCCGCUGGUCCGCGCGAAGGCGUCUUGGCGCUUCCAUCGCUGUCUGUGGACGGGGGCUCCACUUCGACAGGAUCGGCGUCUGCCUCUGCCUCGACCAACAAUGGGCCUACCGUCAACGUGGCCCAUUUUGUCGACGGCAAACAGAGCGGAGAGACUCGUAUCGACCUGCGCGGGACCGUGACCAGCUCGGGGAGCGUGACAAGCUCGCCCGCGGGUGGUAUGCAGGACCUCGAUGGCGCUGUAUCGGCUACCGGCCUCGCCCCGCACGAGGUCAGCGCCAAGGACGUCUCGCUUGCCGCAAACGCCUCUGUGAUCAGGCCCAGACCCGUGCCGACCAGCACUUCUUCUCAGCGCAUUCAAUCGUACCUUGCAGCAGGUCGGCGCGUCGAGCUCUUCUAUCGCGACUUUGGCUACCUUCCUUCAAUCCUCCCGCCGCAAGAAGAGUCGCGUCUGCAUGCACUCUCGCGUUACGGGCCGCCCAAGAUCGCUGGCAACCCGAACUUUGAGAGGAUCGCGCACCUGGUCAAACUCGUCUUCAACUCGAAAUUGGUGCUCAUCACGCUCGUCGGCGAGAACGAGCAGGUCUUCCAGACACAGAUGGGAGGAGGGGGUGAGAUAACGAUCGAAUCGCUGCAAGCGCUGGCCGGCUCGCGCAACUGCUCCUUCUGUUCGCAUGCCAUCCUUCAGGACAGCGACGAGCCCAUCGUCAUCUUUGACGCUGCUAAAGACUGGCGGUUCUCCGGCAACCCGCUCGUCCGAGGCUCUCCAGACAUCCGCUUCUACGCCGGCAGCCCUCUGCGCACCUCGGACGGUCUCAACAUUGGCAGUCUCUGCUUGAUCGACGACAAGCCUCGCACCGAAUUCGGGCCGCGCCAAAGACAUACGCUCCGUGAAUUCGCCCGUGUCGUGAUGCGAGAGAUGGAGCUUCUACGCGACAAGAUCCAGUUUGGUAUGCGAGACCGCAUGCAGCGAUCUGUUGAGCUUUUCACCAAGGAAUGCCUGGAGAUGGACUCGGAGGAGGGCGACUCGGAGGCGGUGGCCAGCGCUCAGGGCAUCAUCGGUACCCACAAGGUGUUCCAACUUGCUGCAAAAAGCAUGCGCGAGGCGCUGCAGGCGUCGGGAGCUGUCAUCUUUGACCUCUCACACUUCGAGCUCAUCGAUUCGUACGAAGAGGAUUUUCUCCCCAGCGAGCUGGGCAACGGCACUAGCAGCAAAGUCUAUUUCGCCAAUGCGCCCGCGGCGCACAACGCGGAUGCCGCAGCGUCGGCAGCGGGCGGCGGCGAGAAUGACGUGGAUUCCGACUCCGAGAAUGGUGCUGCCGCGGACACGUCAGGCACGUCUCAUGGCAGGGCACUAGCGCGAGAUCGCUUCUUUGACGGCACCAGUGGCGUCGAAACGUUCAGAAGCCCCUUCCAUUCGCCCAGGGGCGAUCAAAGCGCUAGAGCUAAGCGCGUUCCCCCCAUGAGCGUGCUCGGCGCCAGCGAGACGGACGGUGUGCCUCCGGAGCGUGGCGAUUUCGUACCUCUCAGCCACCACGUACAGAUGGCCGAGUUCCUGCGCGUGCAUCGGACGGGCAAGUUUUAUUCUUAUGCGCCGCCUCCCUUCCGAUCGUUGCUGCCCAACGGCGUGACGGGUCUUUUGCUGGUGCCCAUCUUCGGUCUCAACAAGCAGCCAUUCGCCCUGAUGUGCGCGUACAUCACCAGCUCGGAACGAUCGAUCGCGCUCGAGGAGCUGCAAGUCAGCGGUCUACAGUACCUGCGCGCGCUCGGCAUGAUCGUGCUGAGCGCUAUCCUCAAGAAGGAUAUCAUGCUUGCGGACAAGGCCAAAAGCAACUUCAUCUCCAACAUCUCGCAUGAGCUGCGCACACCGCUUCACGGUAUCCUUGCUGCUGCCGAACUGCUCGCAGAGACAAAGCUGAAUUCCACACAGGGCUCGUACCUCGAGACGGUCGAGGCGUGCGGCAAGAGCUUGCUCGAACUGGUCAACCACGUGCUCGAUUUUACCAAACUCAGCGGCAACACACGCUCGGGUCAACGUUCUGUCCAGACCAAGACCAAGUGCGACAUGGUCAAGCUCAUUCAAGAGGUGUGCGAGAGCAGCUAUAUCGGGCAGAUGGCAAGGCAGGUCGAGAGCGCCUCUUCCGGCAUCGGCAGUGUCUACGCUCCGCCAGUGGCCGGUGCGCCAGGCGACAGCAAAGCGCAGGCGCGGGCCAAAGCGGCGCGAGACAACAAGGUGGAGACGGUCAUCGACAUUGCGUUACGAGACGACGGCUGGCUGGUCAACUGCGACACGGGCGGCAUCCGACGUGUGCUGAUGAAUCUGAUCGGCAACUCGCUCAAAUUCACAUCGGCUGGAUUCGUCCAUGUCUCGCUUCGAGAGGUGCAGAGCUCCAAGACGCACAUUAUGAUCGAGUUGUCGGUGACGGACACGGGUCGAGGCAUCUCGCGCGCUUUCUUGGAAGAGCAACUCUUCCAUCCCUUCACGCAGGAGAAUCCCCACGGUACGGGUACCGGUCUCGGACUGUCGAUCGUCAACAGCAUCGUGCAAUCGCCCUCUUUGAAUGGAAAGAUCGACGUCUGGAGUACCGAAGGUGAAGGAACCGAAAUCCGAGUCACCUGCGAGCUCGAGCUGUGCGAGGACGACGAUGUCGAGGGCCCCACCUACAAGCCUGCGGUAAACGUUCAUCAAACUUACACGGUAGCGAUGCUUGGCUUUGACGACUCGCGCGGCGAUCAGGAUCUGCGUCACGCGCUCGAAGGAUACUUCCUCAACUGGUGGGAGUUCAGAUUGUCGGAAGAGGACAGCGCUGAGGAACAGGCGAAGCGCAGCGAUGUGCUCGUCAUCAACGAUGAUAUGAGCCUGCUUGAAAAGGUGAAAAGGCAACGCAAAGGCGAGCUACCACCAGUCAUCUUCCUUACCGCCAGCCGUGGCGAGUCCGAGAUCGCAAUGGCGUGCGAGGAUUAUCACGCCGCCGGCGGUGUUGCGCGAAUCUUGUUCAAGCCCGCUGGUCCAGCCAAACUCGAGACCGUCGUCGACUUCUGCCUGCAGUGCCUGGAACGCAAACGCUCGGGCGAUCCCGUGCCGUCGGAGGAGACCAAGCCCACUACACCUUUGCCCUCACCGAGCGAAGCGGGACUGAAGCAGAUGGAUCAAAGCGAUAGCUACUUUGCGCCUCGACACAGCCGACCCGACAUUCACAGCCAUCCUGGACACGAGCUUGGCUCUUUCGACACCAAUGCUUCCAUCACACCACGCGCCGAUAGGGAGGCAUCCGUGUCCGUACUGACGUCGAGCACGGCUCAAGGUGCCACGUCGAGAGCGACAUCGAGGCAGGAGCAUCCGAGAUUGGCCGAAGGCGAGAUCAGGGACAUGCGGCGGCCCACGCUCGAUGCUGGUAUUGGGCGUAUACGUUCGCACUACAUGUCGCCCGAUCCGCCGGGCAGCUCGUCGAACUCGCUGAUCCGACGACACUCGACGGAAGCACGUAUGGACGCCGGGCGCGAGGAUGCUUCGGCGACGAACACAAGCAAGCCGAGCCGACCAUUGCUGCCUGCGCGCAGCAUCACGUAUCACGAGCCGCGUCUGCACAAGCACGUACUCAUGUCUCCGAUGGGCGGCCGCGACGGCGACGGCGACUCGUACUUUGAACGCGUGCCGACGCCGAAUGCGCCGCUUACGCCCAACACGCCAGGUUCGACGGUGUCGCUGGAAGGUGGAGAUGGAGCGGUGCUCAAAAGUGUACUUGCAUCGGGUCGCAGCGGCAGCAGUCUGGGAACGGGGGUCGGCGGCGGCGGCGCCUCUCGGAAGCGGAUGCAGAUCCUGUCGGUGGAAGACAACGCGAUCAAUCGCAAGGUGAUCGCGGCCUUCUUGGCCAAGUUGGACGUCGAUUUUGUGGAGGCGAUGAAUGGCGAAGAGGGCAUCACGCAGUUCUCGCGCUACCCGCCGAACCACUUUGACGUGAUCUUGAUGGACCUCUCAAUGCCGGUGAUGGACGGUAUCACGGCCAUCGCUGCGAUCCGCAAGAUCGAGCUGGAGCGAUAUAACAGCGGCAAGAGCGGCAGCAGCAGCACCGGCAGCGGCGGCGGCGGCAGUAGCCAGACGACUACUUCGAGCCGAGGCGGAGCCAACAAGCCGCCUGCACGACACCGAUCGAAGAUCUUUGCGCUCACCGGACGCUCGACGGAUGAAGACAAGCGACAGGCGUUCCAGACGGGCGCGGACGGGUACAUUGUAAAACCGCUGAGCUUCAAAGUGCUCUCGUCGCUGUUGAGGAUGCUGAUGCGUUGA